This is a messenger RNA of Glossina fuscipes, 3102 nucleotides long. RefSeq names its product SCY1-like protein 2 (gene bma). The record is from RefSeq and is a predicted model, not a curated record. Gene Ontology annotation, molecular function: ATP binding; protein kinase activity. The transcript has 18 exons. Gene Ontology annotation, biological process: protein phosphorylation. The coding region runs from base 116 to 3064 and encodes 982 amino acids. Lineage: Eukaryota; Metazoa; Arthropoda; Insecta; Diptera; Glossinidae.
AAGCGAUGGUGUUAUUAAUAGCGUUGAUACUUUAGCGAAUAUUACCACAUUAACAACAACAAAAAUAACAACAAGAACAACAACAAAAACAACAACAACAACAACAACAAUACCUAUGCAAACACGUAUUUUUUUAAAUUCACAAGCACAACCCGGUUUCAAUGAUUUUAGCGGCAAUGUCGGCGUUAGUAGUGGCAGCAUUAACCCGACUAAUAUUAUCAUAGGUGGCAAUAAUUUAACGGGUGCGUCUAGUAGUGCCGCAAUUAACAUUGGCAGUGGUAGCGGUGGUGGUGGUGUUGGUGGUGGUGGUGGUGGUGGGAUCGCUGUCGGACCUAAACGUCAAGGCAGUUUUUCCAAUGUGUUUGCCAAGUUAAUUGAUGGUAUGCCUGCCGGUACAAUGUUUUCCAAAUUUAAAAGCGCCAAUAUACCAUCUGCCGCACCAAAUGUAGCUGACACCAAUCCCAUUAAGCAGUACUUUGAUAUUGGUAAACAAAUUGCUUGCGCCGGCCCAGAAUUAGUAUGGAAGAUACACGAAGCUUUUCGAAAAAGUGAUGGUAAGGAAUGUUCGAUUUUUAUAUUUGAGAAAAGGAUUGCGGAAAAGUUGCAUAAGCCACGACGUAAAGAAACUGUAACGGAACUGUUAAAAACAUCGGUUAAAACCUUAGAAAGAUUUCGUCAUCCUAAGAUUUUACAAAUACUACACACUGUCGAAGAGUCCGCUGAAACUUUGGCCUUCGCGGCGGAACCAAUUUAUGCAAGUCUUGCUAAUAUUUUGGCCUUUCAUGAAUCAAAAACUUACGAAAAUGUCGUACCUCCUCCUACUACUUCUGGUAAUUCUCCUCUAAAUCAAAAUUCAGUACCAAUGCCGCAUAAGCCCAGUCACGCUAAGAACUAUCAAUUUUUAGAUAUUGAAUUGAAAUAUGGAUUUUUACAGUUAGUAGAGGCACUAUCCUAUUUACAUUAUUCUGGACAUGUAAUACAUCGUAACGUUUGCCCUUCAUCGAUACUGGUGACAAAGCGUGGUACCUGGAAAUUGAGUGGAUUAGAAUUUAUAGAAAGAAUGAAUGAGACUGAUUUAAAUGAUUCGAUACCAUGCCAACCAUGGAGCAACCGUUUGUCAAAAAUGGCUCAACCAAAUUUAAAUUUCAUUGCACCUGAGACACAACUGAAUUCCAAAUGCAGUUUGCUUAGUGACAUGUUUUCAUUGGGCUUGGUGAUAUGCGCUGUCUUUAACAGAGGACGUCCUCUUAUUCAAGCAGCUAACACCACUUCCAACUACAUUAAACAAUUAGAGAUGUUAGAGGAGAAUGUUCAAAAGAUGCUACCUAGAGUACCUGUACCACUGCAAGAGGCUACCUCACGCUUAGUGAACAAAGAACCGACGGCAAGACCUACAGCACAAUUGUUGCAAUUAAUUAAAUAUUUCAUUGAUCCAGCAGUGAAUGCUUUAAAAUUUUUAGAUGUGGUUAACAUGAAAGACACUUCACAAAAAUCUCAUUUCUAUAAAGUCACGUUAAUGGAGACUAUGCCACUAAUACCCAGGAAAUUGUGGUGGCAAAAUGUCUGGCCGAUGUUGCAGGCGGAAAUUAACAAUGGUGAAGUGCUUGCGGCAGUUUUACAACCCGUUAUUACUUUACUACAGGAAGCCACUCAUACUGAAUACGAGACUAUAAUGGCGCCGACAAUGAAAGUCAUAUUAAGCUCACCGAAAUCUAUACAGGCAACUGUGACUCUUUUGGAAAAUUUACAUUUAAUUAUUGAGAAAACACAACGAGAAGACGUUAAUGCCGAUAUAAUGCCAAUGUUGUUUGCAUCAUUUGAUAGCUCUACUAUACAAGUUCAGAAUGCAGCAGUUGUGGCGAUAACCAACGUCUACGAUAAAAUAGAUGAAUUAUCGAUUAGACGCAUGGUAUUACCUAAAGUGAAAUCGGUGUUUGAAAGAAAUCUAACCGAUCCAAAGAUUGUGCAAAAUGUACUCGUUUGCAUUGAACGAACAAUGGAUAAAUUUGAAAAACCGCAGGUAACGGAUGAACUUUUAGUGAUACUUGGUGACGUUCAUAUACCGGAACCUGAUAUUAUUAUGCGUACAGUGCGUAUCUAUAAUAAAUUGUUCACGGAUAAAGUCUAUGGUGUAACUGUGGAGGCCGUAGCUAUUAACAUUUUGCCAUUGUUGUUGCCGCACACUGUAAAUCCAAACUUAAAUUACGAACAAUACUGUCAAUUGAUCGAGAUUAUACACAAUCUACUCGAGCAUAUCGACCGUCAUCAACGCAAUCGCUUGAAAUUAGAUAAUCUCUCAAUACCCUCACCAGAACGCCAUCGUUCUUUAAGGCAUCAAUUUUCAACAGAUAACAUGAACGCUAUACCGCCAUUUAACAUACCGAAUUUACGCAUUGAUCAGCGUAAAACAUCGAGUGCAGAAGACAUGGCCAGAAAGAAUUCGGGAGGUUCUGGUAUGUUAGGUGGAUGGUGGUUUGGAGGUCCAGCGUCUCCUGAUAGUAAUUUUUUGCGCGUGGCCAAUGCAUUUCCCAAUCGACGGUUAUCGGACAAUACUUUGAUGACACCAAAAAUACGCAUUGCACCAUCGUGUGCCUCAUCACCAGGUGGCACGCCUGGCAGUGGUUUACCUACACGUCGUCACUCCAGCAUUGGGCCACAAGAAAGACGCGGCUCAACAAUCAAUUUAUCACCACCCACUCACUGCGUUUUCCCUGUACGUGGUGGGUCAGGAUCAAGUCUUUCAGUUCCCUCUACAUCUUCUUAUGUUAAAUCUCAUUUAUUAUCCUCUACACAACAGGGCGGAUCAAUGCCAAAUACUUCAAGCAGCGUGCCAUUUUUGCUAUCAUCCAGUAUGCAAUCGAUACGUUCACGACGACCAUCAACGGUAUUAUCAACUGGACCAUUGGGCUCGGGUACAGGAUUAUGGCAACAGUUGGGAAGCGGAAUGGUAAGACAAAUAACAUCUGUAUCGGGUACAGCUACUCCUGUACCAUUACUAAAUAUAAAUGGGCAACGCCAAAGUGUCCGCAAGUGUCCGUCACUCAAUAUAACGUUUACACGAUAAUAACAAAUAUUAAAGUAAAUUCAAAAUGACAAAGUAAA